CGCACAAGCCCGUCACGGUGGAAUUACAUAGUGGAAGAUCACCGAUCUCGAGGUCUUAAAAUAUUUUGGAAUUCUUUCCAGGAAUUAAUAUUCAGUUCAGAGUCCACCGAGAUAGAACCGGCCGAAGUUGACUCUAGGAAGAGAGUGAAAAUAAUUCCCGAGGUGCGCUAGCGGCACUGUCGUGAUGAUUAGGCAAGUCUGACCUAUUGAUUACUUUCGAUCAGUUAUAAAAGCGAUUCAUUGACUUCGGCCCUUAGGACAAUUCAAUGCGACUUCCAGUUCUCAUCGCUUCACUUAUCUCGAACCUCGAAUCCGCGUUCUUUCUGUGUUGGUUAUCUCAGGGUUCCUAAUUGUUAUCUCUAGCCUUGUGAAUGACGUUGAUAUUGUGCUUUUCUUACUUCUUCAAUCGAUCAUAACAUAUUUACCAUUGCGGAUACAACAUACUCAGUUAUUUUGCUCGAGCAUACGUUACUAAAGUGCAUUUUCUAUUUCGAGCAGGAUCACACCAUAGUUAAGGAUGGGUUCAAGGGUGAAAGUCGUCGAAUUGCUGCAGACAGUUGCAAAUUCCUCAUGCAAAUGUCCAGCUCACUCACAUCAUGUUGCAGGCGUUGCAACCAGUCAAAAAAUACGGAGAGAUAAUUCAACAGCUUGUGGUAUUCCUGAGGACAAAGAAUAUGCUUUUGAAAUUGCCAAUUCAUCGAUCAGAUAUGGGAUAGGAGUAACGAAAGAGGUUGGCCAAGAUUUUGCCAACAUGGGUGCCAAAAGAGUGUGCGUUAUGACUGAUCCCUUCCUCAAAAAUUUGCCAGCUGUGAAAACAACCUUAGACUCUCUCACAAAAGCUGGAGUCCAGUUUGAACUCUAUGACAAAGUAAGGGUGGAACCCACAGAAAAAAGUUUUGAAGAUGCGACAAAGUUUGUACGAGCGAUGCAAUUUGAUGCUUUCUGUGCUGUGGGUGGCGGAUCUGUUAUUGACACUUGCAAAGCAGCGAAUUUGUACCAUUCUGAUCCUGAAGCUGAAUUCUUAGAUUACGUUAAUCCACCAAUAGGCAAAGGAAAACCAGUAACCAAACCUUUGAAGCCUUUAAUUGCAAUUCCUACAACCUCAGGAACAGGCAGUGAAACGACGGGUGUUAGUAUUUUUGAUUAUGAGCCAUUGAAAGCCAAAACAGGAAUCGCUAAUCGUGUUUUGAGGCCAACACUUGGAAUCAUAGACCCUCUCCACUGUUUAACAUUACCAGAAAGAGUUUGUGCUUUCAGUGGAUUUGAUGUUUUUUGUCAUGCCCUCGAGUCCUUCACAGCAUUGCCCUACACAGAAAGAACCCCGCGUCCCACUGACCCUAUUUUACGGCCGGCAUAUCAAGGAAGCAAUCCCAUCUCCGAUAUUUGGGCCAAAUUUGCUAUAAAUGUCAUCAAAAAUCAUUUUAAAGAAGCUGUGUACCAUCCAGAUAAUCUCAAGUCUCGUGCAAAUAUGCACCUCGCAUCAGCAAUGGCAGGUGUUGGUUUUGGAAACGCUGGGGUUCAUCUUUGUCAUGCUCUAUCUUAUCCAAUUUCUGGCAAUGUCAGAACGUUUCGACCUGAUGGCUACAGUGAUGAUCAUGCCAUCAUCCCUCAUGGAUUGUCUGUGGUUAUGUCUGCUCCUGCCGUUUUUGAAUUCACUGCCCCCGCUUGCCCUGAGAGACAUUUAGAGGCAGCUGAACUUUUGGGAACCGAUAUUAGCAAUAAAAAACGAGCAGAUGCUGGGAAAGUGCUAGCUGAUACCGUCAGAGAAUAUAUGAGUUUCAUGAAAAUUGAUAAUGGUUUAAGUGCUCUGGGUUUCAUGAAGGAUGAUAUUACUAAUCUAGUUAAAGGAACCCUACCACAGCAUCGAAUCACUAAACUUGCCCCGAGGCCUCAAGCCGAGGAAGAACUGGCUGAACUUUUUGAAAACUCCAUGACUAUCUACUAAGAUCUAAUGAGGAGCUGCCAGGUCGUAAGUGACUGCUUCAACCAGUACCUGCCCAUUUUAAAUCUAUUUUUAUACUGUUUUUAAAGAAUAUAUUUUAAUAUUACCGGUUACGUUUUUAUAGAUUCAUAUUUUGAAAAUUUAAAAUUCAAGACUGAAUUGUUCUGUUCCUACGGUAAAAAUAAAUUAAUGAUUAAAUUGAUUGAAUGUAAUGAACAUAA
Molecule: messenger RNA, 2163 nt
Organism: Bemisia tabaci
Lineage: Eukaryota; Metazoa; Arthropoda; Insecta; Hemiptera; Aleyrodidae
Gene: T3dh
Product: Type III alcohol dehydrogenase
Cellular component (GO): mitochondrion
Molecular function (GO): alcohol dehydrogenase (NAD+) activity; metal ion binding
Source: RefSeq, a predicted model, not a curated record